Messenger RNA from Selaginella moellendorffii, 1836 nucleotides. RefSeq names its product flap endonuclease GEN-like 2. The record is from RefSeq and is a predicted model, not a curated record. Lineage: Eukaryota; Viridiplantae; Streptophyta; Lycopodiopsida; Selaginellales; Selaginellaceae. Gene Ontology annotation, molecular function: 5'-flap endonuclease activity; DNA binding. The coding region runs from base 50 to 1762 and encodes 570 amino acids. The transcript has 12 exons.
GCCCUGCCCUAUGACGAACAACGCGCAACCUAGCCUAGGGCUUUGACCCAUGGGUGUGCACAAGUUGUGGGAGAUAUUGGAGCCCGCCAAGGAGCGGGUCCCGCUCGACUUGCUCGUGGGACAAGGCGUCUGCAUUGAUCUGUCAUAUUGGAUCAUCCAGCUCAACAAGGUGAAUGGCGGCGCUGUCAAGGACAAGCCGCAUCUACGGGGCCUGUUUCACAGGAUUCGGGCGCUCCUCGCCCUCAACUGCCAUCUCAUCUUCGUUACUGAUGGAGCUGUCCCCGCCGCCAAAGCUGGCACCUAUGUGCAGCGUCUCGCCAGGGCGCGCCAGCCUCUUCGUCCGCAAAGACAGGUCUGUGCGUCCCUUCAUCUCUUGCUGUCGUAUGUCACGCAAAUGCCCAACCAGGUUGCCGGCCUACCGCUCAAGCGUAACAAGGGCUCAGAGUUUGGUCGCAUGGUGGAGGACGCCACGGCGCUAGCCACCGCAUUUGGUAUCCCAUGCCUCGUCAGCCUCGAGGAAGCUGAAGCUCAGUGCGCGGCACUCAAUGCUAUGGGCUUUGCCGACGCUUGUUUCACCGCGGACUCGGACGCGCUCCUCUUUGGUGCCAAAGUCGUGUAUAAGGAUAUAAGUCUCAAGCCAGGUGAAAGCCACGUUGUAGCAUAUGACAUGACAAAGAUCCGAAAUGCAUUUGGAUACGGCAGGAACUCUCUGAUUGCUCUCGGAAUCCUGCUGGGAUGCGACUAUUUUCCUGGCGUGCACGGGUUGGGACCGGAGAAAGCCCAGCAGAUAGUCAAAAAGUUUGGCGAAGACAAAAUUCUCGAAGAGAUGCUCCGUCAAGGUCCCGUAACGUUGGCUAAGAGGACGUUAAAAUGCAAAGACAAAGCAAACUCGACGGUAGCUAGCGACGGUAAAACAGCUCAUGGUUUUUCUGAAGACGACAACAUGGCUUGCAAGGCCAUAUUUGCUUAUACCCAUCCAAAAUGCCACGCCCAAACAUCUGAGGCUGUACACAGCGUGCUGCUGGGUGGACGUCUCCAAAUGGAUACCAUCAGAAGAAUAUGCAUGCAAGAAUUCGACUGGUCUUUUGAGAAAACAGAUGAUUACAUUCUUCCAAAACUGGCUGAGCGAGACGUGCAUAGGAUGGCAUCCAUGCAAGCAGCCAGUUCCGGGGUAAACUUGGCGGGACUUCAAUUCAAAAUCUCAGAAAUUGUCAAGAAGCGGCAGCUUCGGGGCGUGGAUCACUACGAAGUGAAAUGGGUUGGAAAUCCUGACAUUCCUAGUAGCGCUGUUCGUGCCGAACUCGUACAGAGGUAUUGCCACCGUUUUGUUUGUUCAUCAGAAUCUAACACUGCGCUGCAUCCCAGAGCCUACCCCUCCAAGGUCGCAGAGUUCAUGGCCAAGUUGGCCCUCAAAGGCGGCAAGAGCACAAGGCGUCCAAAUGAUUUGGUGACCAGCGACCUGUGUGGAAGGCUGAAUAAGAUGACGGUGGAAGACGGGAAGACAAGCAUGAACAAGAUGGCGGUAAAAGACGACUGGAAGACAAUGGUGGAAGUGAAAGACGACGGGGAGACGCCUUCCAUCAUCGACGCCUUCCACCACAUCAAGCAGAAUGACGCUAGUAGGCUGGAGGUGAUUGAUCUCACGUCCCCGGUGGGCAAGGGCAUUCAUCUCGUUGAAGCCUCAGAUAACGAUGACGACGACGACUUAAAGCACCAAGCACGAGUGAGGCAGUUGAAGAGCUUCAUUGCUAGCAUAAAGUGAUGGUCCAAUUGAGGUCGCGGAAGAACCCCACUAUGCGGCUAUACCCGAAGGACAGGAUGACAUCCGACCUUUUC